This is a messenger RNA of Brassica oleracea var. oleracea, 2009 nucleotides long. Its product is annotated as BTB/POZ domain-containing protein At5g60050. The coding region runs from base 425 to 1900 and encodes 491 amino acids. Gene Ontology annotation, molecular function: protein binding. The transcript has a single exon. NCBI's taxonomy places the organism in Eukaryota, Viridiplantae, Streptophyta, Magnoliopsida, Brassicales, Brassicaceae. The record is from RefSeq and is a predicted model, not a curated record.
AUAAUCUACCUGUAAAAAGAGACACAAAACAAAGUAACUUUUCUUUCAGUUUCCUUUUAAAAUCAAUUUUUCUAAACAAACACUCGGCCAUUGCAACUGUAGUAUUUGUAUUUUUGUAAUCCUCAGAUCCAAAGCCCUCUCGCUUCCUCUCUUGGAUUCUGAUUCAUUUUCCCCAAGUCUCCAUCUUUCUUUCUUUACUCUUUCACUUUCCCAAGAAAAUAACAAAUUUCCAGAAUUUUCUUGUCUCUUUCUUCACUCUUCUUUACUCGAAGAUCAUUGUCAUCUCUCCCUCUCUUGUUUUUUCUUCUUGUCUCACUCUUGAGAUAUAUCACCCAAAACACCUUCGCUAAUUUUCCCGCGAAAAUUCCCUUUUGAUACUUUCCCGGAAAAUUCCUCGAGAAAGUUCGAGACUUUACUUCUCUCAAUGGCGUCAAGAGAAGUAUCAACGAUGAUCAAACACGGGUUCAUCGCAGAUCCUUCUCUCUCUUUCUCCCCUUCAAGAACCACAUCUCCGGCCAAACUCUCCUCCCCUCCACCACCGUCUCCUCCGCCUCCGCCGCCCAACGAGCCACCCCACUCAAACCCGACCCUUUUCGACAUGAUGUCAGAGGAGCACCACCGCGAGCCGCCGCGUAGGAAGUCCCACGCGCGCGUGGCUCAGAUCAUGUCCGAGUUCAAGAACGGCGUCGUUUACGACGGCCCCAGCGACGUCAAGCUGACGGUCGUCGGGAAAGACGGGUACAGAGUCACCAUGGACGUUCACAGAAAGGUUCUGUCGGAGAAGAGCAGGUUCUUCAUGGCGAAGAUGAGUUCCAGGAGGGAGAAAGGAGUCUCUCACAUGGUGGAGAUCAGCGAGUGCGAUGACGUGGAGAUCUACGUGGAGACUGUGGUCUUGAUGUACUGCGACGAUCUCAAGAAGAAGCUGGUCGGUGAAAACGUCGUCAAGGUCUUGGCUUUGCUCAAGGUGAGUGCUGCUAUCUCGUUUGAUGAGGGAGUGGUGUCGUGUUUGGAGCAUUUGGAAGCUGCUCCUUGGUCGGAAGAUGAAGAGGAGAUUGUCGUGUCGUGUCUUGAUGAGCUUCAUCUUCCUGAAGACUCAGUCGGUUUGAUUCUUCAGAGAGUUUCGUCUGAGCCGACGAGAGAUAGAACGGAUGAUAUCUUCUUGAAGCUUCUUACUGGUGUUCUACAGGCCAAGGAUGAUAAAGCGAGACGAGAGAUGAAAGUUGUGAUCUUUAAGUUGGUUAGAGAAGAAGCAGAUCACGAAGUCUCUAAAGAGACUCUCUACGGUUUGUGCCAUCGAUGUUUGACUUCUCUCGUUCUUUGCCUAUCUGAAGUGACCACGCAGAUGAAUGAUCCGGGCAAAGACCGUGGCGCUCUAAUGGGAGAGAUUGCUAGAGAAGCUGACAACAUGCUGUGGAUGGUGGAUAUACUGAUUGAGAAGAAGAUGUGCGACGAGUUUGUGAAGCUAUGGGCGGAUCAGAAGGAGCUAGCGGAUCUUCAUGCCAAGAUACCUACCAUGUAUAGGCACGAGAUAAGCAAGAUCACUGCGCAGAUAUGUGUUGGUAUCGGUAGAGGUAGGAUCUUGGUGAACAGGGAGACUAGGUUCGCGGUUUUGAACACGUGGUUGGAGGCUUUGUAUGAGGAUUUUGGGUGGAUGAGACGGCUGUCGUCGAGAUCUCUUGAUAGGAAGCUGGUGGAGGAUGGACUCAGCCAGACGAUACUGACCUUGUCGUUGAGGCAACAGCAGGUGAUUCUGAUGAAGUGGUUUGAUCGGUUUCUGAGCAAAGGUGAUGAUUGUCCAAAUGUUCAACGAGCCUUUGAGGUCUGGUGGAGGAGAGCUUUCAUAAGACAGGUUAUAGCAGAGCCGGCUGCAUCACAGCUGCAGAUGACACUCUAUGACUAAUAACUCAAUAGAAUAAAGAUUGUUACCCCUCAAAAUGUCAUAUCUUUGUUUUGUUGGUAAACUGUUACUAUUUGUGACAUUCAAUGCGACACAAAGAUUCAAAAGAAAA